Aspergillus clavatus NRRL 1 is the source of this 1857-nucleotide messenger RNA. RefSeq lists its product as uncharacterized. The transcript is spliced from 6 exons. Gene Ontology annotation, cellular component: lipid droplet. Bases 1 to 1857 code for a protein of 618 amino acids. NCBI's taxonomy places the organism in Eukaryota, Fungi, Ascomycota, Eurotiomycetes, Eurotiales, Aspergillaceae. The record is from RefSeq and is a predicted model, not a curated record.
AUGGCGCAUGGUCCUUUUGAGAGAAAGCCUCUGGGGCUCGACUUACCCCAUGCCCCUACACCGGACUCGCCGCCUGGCAUUGCGGCGCUGUUCGUCAUUCGUUUCGACAUCAAGGCCGGAUAUGUCAUCUCAUGGAAACGUGCUAUCCCAGGGGUCGAGAUAGAAGGCGUUGUUGAAUAUAGAUCACUUCCAUCUGGUCUCCACAAUGUCUCUGAAGAUUUGAUAUAUUUCGUUUAUGAACAAUAUGCCGGCAUCAGUGCUUUUGUCAACCUGCCCGCGGAUGAAGCAGAGCGCAAUGCGAAUAUGUUCGCGGUAGGGGUUUUGGUCCCCUUAGGCUCUGGCAGACUCGGGAAGAGCUGGAGACAUGCUCCCAAGCUGAAGGAAUUGGCACAUGUCUAUGCAAAGGAUAUGUCCAACACACAAAUUCUAUCCGACUAUUGGGAGACUUAUGAGAUGCGCACAAAUGGCGCCUCCGCCAUUCCGCCCGAUUCUCCCCUAGAAUCUCCCCUCAGUCUUCGUUUCAGAGAGCGACCAGAUAGCAUGCAUCGCAAUCGCACAUUUAGUGAUGCUCUCGUCCUGGAAGCGUCUAGGCCGGCCCUGACGCCUUUCCAUCCAGCCUCAUCGCUCCCUGAAUUUCUCGAUUGUUUCGGUCCUUUGAUCUUUCCAUUGUACAGAGCAGCCUUAUUACGCAAGCGUAUUCUUCUGAUGGCCGAAGCGCCGGUCCAUAUACCCUGUAACUUUGACGCAGUAUAUGAUUUGUCUUUACUAGCAUCGCUUCCUUAUUCUCUCCUCCCACUACUCCCCCCAGCCGGUUCACCACCUCCACGACCUCGCCCUCUCUUCAACGUGGGCAUCCACGAUAUUCCAUACCUUUCUUCUUUUGUGGGCGUCUCACCCAGCUCAGAGCCCGAUGCCGCCUGGAUAGCCUGCAGCACAGACAGCGUGUUGAGCAUGAAAAGCGAGCUCUUCGAUGUCUUAGUCACGUUGCCCCCGGUACAUUCCAAAAACGCUGCCGAAAAGGUGUUUCCCAAAAUCUCCGUAUUGCCCGACCGCACCGCGCACCACAACUCAUCUCAAGCAAUCUACCUCAAAGCCACACAGCGUGACGCCCGACGCUAUUCGAUCCUCCGUAAGGGUUUGCGACACCUAUCACACAGUCAGGACACCCAGUCAGGAAGCGACGAGGACUCCGACGCUGCCUCGACAUACUCCUCCAGCCCCGUGGUCGAGCCUCUCUCGUGGACACGCCUGGCGUAUACAUCCUUCAUCUGGUGGGCCUCCGCAGGCGAGAAGCGCGACGGACUCUCCGAGGAAGAGGAAGAGGAGCACCAGAUCGAGCAAGACACCCGGCUCCUCGCCAGCGUCGAGUCAAUGCCCACUCCGUCCUCGGGAUCCGUGGGCCGACAAUCCAUGCAGGCGGAGGGUGCCCAGCAACCCCCAGAAAUCGCAAUGGUUGCUUAUUUCCGCCGCCUAACGACGCAGAUCUUCGUUACCCUCUCGGAUGUGAUUGCCCGUCAGGAUAGCAGAGACGGCGAAGACGAUGAAGACGUGGACGCGCCAUAUGAGGAUGGCCCCGCAGAUGAUGACAAUGACGAUACCGAACCAUCCGUCCACAUCGGCCGCCAGGCCACGCUGGAGGAUGAUUCCAGGGCGCCGUUGUUGGAAUCCGGCGCCAAGCGUUCUGACGGGGACGACGAGCCCGUAAGGAUCACAUCGGAGGACAUGACAGAGAUGGGACUCGAUGUGUGGAGCGCGUCCGACCGGAUCUUCGUGGAAGAGCUGGUUCAGUCGUGGUGGGGUCGGAAGGCCUACAUUGAUAGUGCACGCAUCAAAUGCUGCGGGAUCUCCAUUGUUUAG